ACCGAAAGACCUCCAGCGGAGAGUCGUGGUAGCGCAACGCUUGCAGAAACAGUCCUUUCAGUUUACUGUUGUAUGGGCAUUGGGCAGAAUGGAGACCAAACCAGUGAUAACCUUUCUCAAAACCCUCCUCAUCGUUUACUCCUUCGUGUUUUGGAUCACAGGAGCGAUCCUCUUGGCAGUGGGAGUAUGGGGGAAGUUUAUGAUCGGCCCGUAUAUCUCUCUGAUAGCUGAGAACACCACCAACGCUCCGUACGUCCUCAUCGGCACUGGGACUGUCAUCAUCGUCUUUGGCCUGUUCGGAUGCUUCGCCACCUGCAGGGGGAGCCCAUGGAUGCUCAAACUGUAUGUAAUGUUCUUGUCCCUGGUGUUCCUAGCUGAGUUGGUGGCUGGGAUCUCUGGCUUUGUUUUUCGUCAUGAGAUAAAAGGUACCUUCCUGAGGACGUAUACUGACGCCGUGUUGAAUUAUGAUGCUGAGGAUGAGAAGAGCCUGGCUGUGGACAACGUCCAAAGCAGCCUGCGUUGCUGUGGGGUGAACAACUACACCAGCUGGUUGGGCAGUGUGUACUACCCUGCUAACGGUUUUCCCCUGAGCUGCUGCUCCAACUCCUCUGACUGCAGCCCUCAGGACCUCCGCAACACCACCAUAAACCACACCAAGGUCUACCAGCAGGGUUGUUAUGAACUGGUAACCUCCUUCCUUGAGACCAACAUGGCCAUCAUCGCGGGAGUAACAUUUGGAAUUGCCUUCUCACAGUUGAUUGGCAUGUUGCUGGCCUGCUGUCUGUCCAGGAUCAUUACUGCUAAUCAGUAUGAGAUGGUGUAGCAGGGAGAGCAGGGAGAUGAAGAGGAGAGGGCGAACAGCACCUUGGUAGACUGGGACAGAAGAUCCCCACAACACUAGCACACUGCAUCACUAAAACUCUUCUCUCUCUCUCUCUCUCUCUCCCUCUCUCUCUCUCUCUCUCUCUCUCUCUGUCUCUCUCUCUCUCUCUCUGUGUCUCUCUGUCUCUCUCUCUCGCUCUCUCUUUCUCUCUCUCGCUCUCUCUCUCUCUCUCUCUCUCUCUGUCUCUCUCUCUCUGUGUCUCUCUGUCUCUCUCUCUCGCUCUCUCUUUCUCUCUCUCGCUCUCUCUCUCUCUCUCUCUCUCUGUCUCUCUCUCUCUGUGUCUCUCUGUCUCUCUCUGUCUCUCUCUUUCUCUCUCUCUCUCUCUCUCUCUCUCUCUCUCUCUCUCUCUCUCUCUCUCUCUCUCUCUCUCUCUCUCUCUCUCUCUCUCUCUCUCUCUCUCUCAUAAAGAAGUACCAUUCCUUAACUUGAUACUGUGCCAUGAAGACCUUCGCACAAUACCUUCAACUCCACUGAGGGACUCAGGCUGCAGUUGGAAGUUUCUAGUAAGCACUUAUGUAAAAUCAGCUUUCCCUCCCCAAUGCAACACUGACCUUGGUUAAGCAUCUAUGGGCAACUUAAUCCUGCUCCAUAUUACACGUUUAGCCAUCUCUAACACUUUGGGUAGAAGUUGUCCUUAGGGAUCUAUCUAGGAACAGGUCACACGAAGCCUUGAUGCUAAACUUAAGUAUUAGGGUGAUGAAUGGAUAUCUGACCCUGCAUCAGUGCUAAGCGCCAACAUCAUCCUGCCCCUUAGCAGUCUUUGUCUCACUGUCCUCUCACAGCACCCCCUUGUGGUCUGGCAUGCUCCAUACAGGGCCUAGCAUUUAAAAAGCAAUGCACAGAUUUGUAUGAAAUGAUUAACCCAUAUUUAAAGAUAAAACAGUAGCCAGCAUACACUGUAUUUUCAUAACGUUUUUGAUCACCGCUGUAAAUACCCAAGCUACACACAUAUAGAGAAGAUAUGUUGAUAUAACAUUGAUAGAGCAUUUAGAGCUAACUUUUAGCCUUUCAUUUGUAUCCCUGCUAUUUCGCUGCUUCAUGGAUGAUAUCUCAGACUUUUGUGUCCAUAUCUAUGAUGUUAGCUUACAAUGAACUAACUAUGUAAUCAAUUUGGUCUCUGGAUGUGUAGAUGUCUUAAUAAUUUAUUAUUUAUUAUUAGAACAAUUAAUGAAGUGUGUGUCAAGUUUGGUUCGGAACAC
Oncorhynchus kisutch (coho salmon) is the source of this 2082-nucleotide messenger RNA. RefSeq names its product tetraspanin-7-like. The transcript has 8 exons. Lineage: Eukaryota; Metazoa; Chordata; Actinopteri; Salmoniformes; Salmonidae. Bases 89 to 823 code for a protein of 244 amino acids. The record is from RefSeq and is a predicted model, not a curated record. Gene Ontology annotation, cellular component: plasma membrane.